UCACUAUGGUUGGGCUGAAGUUUAUACUCAUUUGGAUACUUGUAAUUAAGGUUGCAUUAGGGAAAAUAACCUUCUUUAUCCACGUUGAUGAAGUAACGACCGAUGGAAAAAUCCAUGGUGGUGCCUGCUGUCAGGGUGUAUCUGGGACGAAGUGUACAAAACUGUGUAAACCGGUCCUCACUGUAUGCCUCAAGGCCAGAAAUCAACCCUGUAUAACCAGCUUUACCACGACUACUGAUAUAAGACGAAAACAAGUUUUUUUUGGAUCCAAAGUGGGCAAUACAACAAACCCUCAAUUUCUUGAUGUCGAUACCUGGAAUAAAUAUACAGGCAAAAUAGCAGUUAGCGUGGGAGAUCAACAGACAUCCUCUCUGCCCCUCAUCUACCAGACAGAGUUCUCUGAUUACAAUUUAAAGAUAGGACACAAUAUAUUGUCACAGAAUUGGAGACAGCAGAAGCUAGCAGCCAACUUUAUAAGAGACAAAAACUCAUUUGGCAUUCAGAUCACAUACAAGGCUUACUGUUCUGAAGGUUACUAUGGAUCAGACUGCUCAGCUUACUGUCCCGGUAAUCCAAAAAAAUGUAUUGUUAAUGAACACACCUACUGUAAAAUGGGAUUGACAGGUAGAAACUGUGACCACGAUGUUGAUGAAUGCGUUAGUAAAACGUUCUGUAAUCACGGAACAUGUACAAACACUCCUGGUAGUUUUCACUGUACCUGCCCACCUUCUGUGUACGGUCUGAAAUGUCAAUUAGAUGAAGAUGAGUGUCUGUUGGAGCCUUGUAAUGGAGGAGAGUGUGUCAACAAAAUCGGUAGUUAUGAUUGUCUUUGUCGAAAUGGUACAUCGGGGAAAACCUGUGAAUCAUUGACUGGUACUUCCUGUGACGGGAUUUCGUGUAGCAAACAUGGCAGAUGUACCAUUAGUAAAGGAAAACCUGUGUGUUAUUGCAAUCACGGCUACUCUGGAACAGACUGUUCUAUUACAGAUUUUUACUGUGAACAUGAUUACUGUUUUAACAAAACAUGUUCUAAUCGUGGUACAUGUCAUAGUGGACACCACUCCUACUCAUGCCAAUGCAACACUGGUUACACAGGACAAAAUUGUGAACACACUUACUGUGAUACAAACCAAUGUCAAAAUAAUGCUACGUGUGUAAAUGGUCAUUCAGGCUAUACAUGUAAAUGUGAUCCUAGGUUUACUGGAAAUCAUUGUGAAAGACGUAAUUUUUGCAAUGGCCACAAUUGCAACGGUCAUGGAAACUGUAGAAACGACAAAAAUGGCUAUACUUGUCAAUGUUCACCGGAAUACAAUGGACAUAACUGUGAACAAAGAAAUUACUUUAUAAAUGUGUCUGGUUAUUAUCCGACAUCAUCAAUUUUUACAUUUACCACUACGUCACUAAGUAAACAACAAUGUAACUUAUCCUCUUGCAAUAAUCAUGGAAAAUGUUAUCCAGAAAGCAAUUCAAAGGGUUAUUUGUGUGAAUGUGAGAGAGGAUGGUUAGGUUCAGAAUGUGAACACUAUGAUUACUGCCGUAACAUUACCUGUUCCAACCAUGGAACAUGCUUUUCGGGAAAAAACGAUUAUUUUUGCCUCUGUGAAAAGGACCAUUUCGGAAAAUUGUGCAAUGUAACUAAUUUUUGCGAAAACAUCACUUGUGCAUUUCCUCGUUUAUGCAUAGAAACCUUAAAUGGAUACUCAUGCGAUUGCCCUACUGGGUUAUAUGGUAUCUACUGUACUAAGGUUAAUUAUUGUUCUCAAAGUCCAUGUGGGGGGCACGGAAAAUGCAGUAAUACAGAAAGCGGGUUUAUAUGCAUGUGUGAUGUCGGUUGGGCUGGUGACAACUGCUCAUCGGUUGAUUUUUGUUCUAGUUCACCAUGCGGACAUCACGGUUUAUGUCAAAAUAAUCAUCUUAACUUUACCUGCUUUUGUGACGACGGUUACAUUGGACAUCAAUGCGAAGAGAUUGAUUUUUGUCUCGAAAGUCCCUGCGAAAAUAAUGGAACUUGUAUAUCACAUUUAAAUGGUUACGAGUGCAACUGCAUGCACAUGUGGACCGGUCAGAAGUGUAAUGAAAGGAACGUUUGUGUUUUGGAUAAUCCUUGUAAUUCGCACGGCAAUUGUUCCAUGGUUCAGUCUAAUGUAAGCUGCUCUUGUAUAUCUGGUUGGACUGGUUCAUUUUGCAGUAUUCCAGAUUUUUGUUACAGUUCACCUUGUGGAAAACAUGGAGCUUGUAAAAACAGACUUGGUUCAUAUAAUUGCAUUUGUGAUACGCAGUGGUUAGGAAAAAAUUGUCAAGUGAAUGCAUGCGAUAAUAUCUCUUGUAGUAACCACGGAAUCUGUUCAGCGGACUUGUCCACUUCGUCGUACCACUGUGAAUGUACAGAUGGAUGGAUUGGUCAUAAUUGUGAUAUUCCAGAUCCCUGUCAAACAAAGAUUUGUGAAAAUGGAGGUACAUGUUUUCCAUUGCUGUUGAGUCAUGCAAAUAGUUUAGUGAAUUUAGCUUUAUUUAACAAUCUUGACAAUGGAAUCAUUAAUGGGUCAAUUACAGCUGAAUGUAAAUGUAUGAAAGAGUGGGCAGGACCACGAUGCGAAAAAGAUGUAGACGAAUGUUUGAUAAAAGACGCGUGUAAGGGACAUGGAUUUUGUGUUAAUGAUAUAGGAAAUUUUACAUGUUUGUGCGAACACGGAUGGGAAGGGUUACAAUGCGAGGUAAAUAUUAACGAAUGUCUAUCGAACCCUUGCAAGAAUAACGGUUCAUGUGUUGAUAAGAUAAACGGUUAUAGUUGUUUAUGUUCUGAACACUGGGAAGGAGAUUAUUGUCAGAAAGAUGUUGAUGAAUGCAAAUACUUCCCAUGUGGAUUGUAUGGAACGUGUGUGAAUAGUGAAGGUAACUUUUCGUGUCAAUGUGAAAGUUCGUGGACUGGACGACACUGUGAGAGUCAUAUCAAAUCAUGUCUUUAUGAUCCAUGCAAAAAUAACGCUACUUGCAUUGACCUAGAGGAAACAUAUUACUGUAAUUGUGACAAAAAAUUUAAAGGUCGACACUGCGACAUUGAUAUAGAUGAGUGUUUAUUGUAUCCAUGUAAAAAUGGUGGCAGUUGUAUAAAUACGCAUGGGUCAUACUUCUGCAAAUGCUCCGAGCAAACGACUGGAUUUCAUUGCGAACUAGACGUCAAUGAAUGCACCAGGGACCCAUGUCCCCAAAAUACGUCAUGCGUUAACAAAGAAAAUGGCUUUCUUUGUCAAGACUGUACCACCUUUGUCUGUGCAAAUGAAGGUCAGUGCAUUGAUACGGUAGGUGGACCAAAGUGCAAUUGUUCAAAGAGCUGGACUGGUUCGACAUGCAAGCAAAAAAACUUUUGCUUAAAUAAUCCAUGUGGUCCUUUAGAAAAUUGCAUUAACAAACACACUGCAUACGCUUGUGAAUAUCACCCUUGUAUUAGCUCACCUUGUCGAAACAAUGGGCAGUGUAUUGAGUCUGGCUUUAGGUACUUUUGCAAUUGUUCUAUUGGAUGGACAGGGAAAAACUGUGAAAAGCGAGAUUACUGUUUGUUUAAUACCUGUUUCAAUAAUGGUACGUGUUCAAAUGCAAAAGCAUCCUUCCAAUGUCUUUGUUCUGAUAAAUGGUAUGGUACAACCUGUGAUAAAUAUGACUAUUGUAUUUCAAACCCAUGCAAAAAUGGAGGGAUCUGUAUAAAUAAAGAAACUAAUUUUAAAUGUGAUUGUGUACAAGGAUGGACAGGAUCUAAAUGUGAAACACGAGAUUACUGUAAAAGUUCACAGUGUUCAAACAAUGGUAUCUGUGUCAAUUCGAACACAUCCUAUUCCUGUAAUUGUCCACCUCAAUGGCUAGGAAGAUAUUGUGAGUUGUAUAACUAUUGCCACACCAAUCCAUGUAACAAUAGAGGUGUAUGUAUUAAUAACAAUACGGGAUAUGUAUGUUUUUGCAAUCAAGGGUUUAUGGGAAGAUCUUGUAGUAUGAUUGAUUACUGUGCAGCUGAACCAUGCCAAAAUAACGGGUCAUGUGCUUCAGAACAGGAAGGAUAUAUUUGUCAUUGCCAUGCAGGCUACGAUGGGAAAAAUUGUGAACGCGACAUGGAUGAAUGUGCAUUCAAUUUAUGCCCAGCAAGAUCGGUAUGCUAUGAUAAUGCUGGUGGAUUUACAUGUGUUUGGAAAGAUAACCGACGACGACGAAGUUUAUUGAAUGAAAAACUGGUUUACACAAUCAAACUUCCAUUCACGUCCGAUGGAAUGAAAGCAAUGUGGAAUACAGACUUGUUAAGAGAAAAAAUAAAUAAAUGUACAGGCAAAAGAAAACUUGUAUUACGUCCAUUACGUUUAACAGUUGUGACACGGGAACACUCCAUUUAUCUAAGAUACAGCGCACUAUGCCAGCUCUAACAUUGUUGUCAAGACAUCUGGUAAUCUGCAUCCAGUAUUUCAUUAGAAAAAUUUGCAAACAGAAGUGACGUUUUCUAUAACUUUUCAGAUAGCUUACAUUUGUUGUUAGAUUUAUUGUUAUAUAAUUUAUAUAACAUGUAACAUUGUAAUCAACACAUCUGUUGCUUAUAAUUUUUUCUAAGUUUACAUGAUUCUUUUCUUUACCAUUAAAUAUACAGUAAUAUACAUUUUUAGGUUGAAAACAAUGCUAAAACA
Magallana angulata is the source of this 4661-nucleotide messenger RNA. RefSeq names its product fibropellin-1-like. Gene Ontology annotation, biological process: establishment or maintenance of epithelial cell apical/basal polarity; heterophilic cell-cell adhesion. Bases 6 to 4406 code for a protein of 1466 amino acids. Gene Ontology annotation, cellular component: plasma membrane; protein-containing complex. The transcript is spliced from 11 exons. Gene Ontology annotation, molecular function: calcium ion binding. The record is from RefSeq and is a predicted model, not a curated record. Lineage: Eukaryota; Metazoa; Mollusca; Bivalvia; Ostreida; Ostreidae.